Messenger RNA from Diuraphis noxia (Russian wheat aphid), 2820 nucleotides. RefSeq lists its product as uncharacterized. The record is from RefSeq and is a predicted model, not a curated record. NCBI's taxonomy places the organism in Eukaryota, Metazoa, Arthropoda, Insecta, Hemiptera, Aphididae.
GCCGCCGACCGGCGGACCGCGGACAGCAGUGUGCAACCAGCAACGGCGCCGAUGCACCGCGUCUGUCACCACUCGCACGCCGAUCCGCGCCGCGCCGACUCGCCGGCUUUUCCGUUGCUGUCCGCGCGUUCAAAUCGCCGCCGUCGCYGAGUCAUGAGACGUCAACACCGUCCGACCGACAGCAGUUGCACGACGACUCGCGACCACCGCGACAAUAAUUAAUUAAUACUGUAAUAUUUAUUAUCAUAUAGGUACCGAUAAUCGGAUAUCCGGACUCCGCGAACUUUUACCGCGUAAAUCGCGACGACAUCCAUCUUUGCUGUAAUAAUUCACCGGAUAAAUUUAUUAUACUAAGACGCAGAGAGUCACGCCGCCGCCGUCUCGAUGAACGUCAAAAAGCAACAGAUGCAACUGCAGCUGCAACUGCAACAACCACAACGGCGGCACGAUCGCACCGGGUUCGAGGCCCUAUUAGAUCAACCAGUGCCGGUGACCGAGACCUCACCCUCGUCCGGCGGGACGUCGCCGUGGUCGACCGGCGUCACGGACAUGGCAGGUCGGUACGAUCAUCCGCACCACCGCCUGGGUCCGUCAACCACCGGCGCCGGACGGUCGGACGUACUCCAAGACCUCACCAGUUCGCCGACCGAAGCCGAUGACGCCACUGUCGCCGCCAACGCCGCUCGUCCCGGAUGCCCGCAGGACGAAGCGGUUACUACCCCACCGCCGCCAUCGCCUUUGUCAUUACCCAGCCCUUACUACGACAGGAAUCCCGUCAUAGGUUUCCCGGUGUAUCAUCAUCACCAUCAUCACCAUCAUGUCCCCAAGUCUCCGCCGCCGAUCACCGCUACCGUACCGCUGGGMAACGUGCAAAACGUUGUGUACGCCACCGGCGAUCAGGACCACAACGAUCUGCUCUACGCGAACAGCUCUAAAUACUACUACCAGCGGCACAACUACAAGUCGGCAAGUUUGACAGAUGGGCGGGACGACGACAAGGAAAACAUCAAGCAACGGGACACCGCCGAGUGUCUGCAACAGCAGUUGGACGAAGUAUUGCAGGCGUGCGUGGACUACGAAGAGCGGCACAAAAGCCGGCAACAGGCACAGACUGAAAGUUCUGGAAACACUUCGCCAGGCACAGCGGCUCAGUCGACGACCUGCACGUCACCGCAUCAAAACCGAAUCAAAACAAACGGUUCCCUCCCGCGAGAUAGCAAGAAAUCUUCCACAGAAACGUCUUCACCCACGUCACCUUUAUCACCGCUGACAUCGCCACUAUCGCCAAUGACAUCGCCACUGUCCCCAUCAUCGACCUGGCCGUCCGUGGCUACACCGUCUCCUCCUACGAUGUCCCCGUUGUCAUUGCGCACGACCGGCGGAGACAAUGACUCGGUAUUUUUGGAAAAUGACCAUCUUCCGACGUCACCCGCAACUUGCGGAAGUCCCAGGACUAGAAUAAAAACGCUUGUCUCGACGUCUUGUGCGACGACUACUGAAGAUUUAUACUGCAACAGUGACAACAAGGACCAUCAACUCGGUCAGAGUCAGAUCAAUGGGCACGAAAAUUCCGACGCCGGUUUCAAAACGUCACCGACCUCUGCAGCAGAUAACCACACGUCGAAAUCGCCGGACCGGCCAUUGCAACAAACGCAGCUGCAGUUAUUGCAGUCACCAUUACCUAAAUCAACACCGCCGCCUUCGUGGCAGACGACGACGACGUGGCUGCGUUCGUCACCGUUUGCAGUGGAUUCCAAAAACGGUGGCACGACGACAACUUCGACAAUUUCGUUCGCUGCUGCCGACAGGGUGGCUGAGGCGGCUGAACAACGUCGGAAGCUGCUCGUUGAAUUGUCCGCGCACAAGUCCCGACUGGUGGAGUUGCACUUGCGACGCGAAGAAGUCGACCGGUUACGGAAGCGGUUAGAAUCGAUCGAAGACAACGACGUGCUGAAAUCUGAAAUACGUGCUUCCAUCGACAAACAGACGGAACURUUGGAUGCUGAACAAAAGCUAUACGAAGAUGUAGAAUUCGGAUUGCUCGAAGAGGAGGCAGGAUGGUUGGCUCGCAGGGAAGAGUUACACAGGGAUCGGGCCGCGGCCGUGGCGGUCAGGCGGGCACGACGAGCUCGCGCCGAGUGGUUACGCGCGCAGCUCGAUCAGCUGCGAAGCGUUGGCGAUGACCAGCUACGAGCACUACGGGCUGACAUCAAUGCAGCUACAUUGUCCAUCCAACAGGUAUUUCAAGCUCACGACAUUCAGGAAGUGUACGUCGACCACACGAACAGCACCAAGGGGCAAGGAUGCGCAUUCGUGGUAAAGACCGCCCAGCGGACGUUCUACCUGUCGGCGGCGACUGGCCAAGCGGUCCGAGUGUGGGUGGACGUCAUAUUCACCGGCGCCGAAGGGUACCGAGAAUAUCUGAAAGAUUCGACCCCCGAUGGUGGAAUCGGAUUUGAUCGUCGAUGAACUCAGCAAACAAAAUCCUAACUUGCCCCGUGUCUGCGGGCUAAUUAUAUUUAUUUUUAUUUUUAUACGAGGCCGUCUAAUACCGCUGUGUAUAUUUUUUUUUUUUCACCAAAUGUAGUUUUAUCCAUUGUACCUACCAUUAAAUUAUACUUGCAUUUCAAUGAUUGACGAGACUGUAAAAUGUGCGGUUGAUAGUGUAAUAGUGUAUAUUUAAACAAAACCGAAUGUUAUUAACUUUGAAGUGGCUGUUGCGAACAAUUUCAUCUAUAGACUGGAUAUAAUAAAUAUCAAAUUGUACACCUACAUAAUUAUAUAUACGUCAUAUGUGUGUGCAUAAAUAUAUAAAUAUAA